Cadophora gregata is the source of this 1630-nucleotide messenger RNA. It is a transcript of the gene SEH1, whose product is annotated as epoxide hydrolase, soluble (sEH). Gene Ontology annotation, cellular component: nuclear pore outer ring; Seh1-associated complex. The coding region runs from base 180 to 1451 and encodes 423 amino acids. Gene Ontology annotation, molecular function: protein binding; structural molecule activity. NCBI's taxonomy places the organism in Eukaryota, Fungi, Ascomycota, Leotiomycetes, Helotiales, Ploettnerulaceae. Gene Ontology annotation, biological process: cellular response to amino acid starvation; positive regulation of TORC1 signaling. The transcript has 2 exons. The record is from RefSeq and is a predicted model, not a curated record.
AAAUUUACCUUCCCGAACCGACCUGGGUGGUAGGUACCCCACCUACAGCCUCACUCCUUCGGCCUCGUGCACGUCCCACCCCGCCUUAACCUCACUUCACUUCACUUCAUUAUCUCUUGGGUCUCCCUGGGUCCCCGAAUCAAAAUACUCGCCCCCUUCAUCACUAACUAACCACAAUAAUGCCGCCGCUCUCAGACGCUGACCCGAUAGAUAGCUCAUAUGAUGGCUUCUCCCUCCUGCAGCACGGCCACAAAGAUAUGGUGCAAGCGACAGCCUUCAAUGCGUAUGGAGAUCGAUUCGCUUCGAGCUCGGUCGAUGGGAAGAUAAAGGUGUAUAAUAGACAUAAAGACGGGACGUGGAAUCUGUGCGAUACUUGGGGAGCGCAUACCGCUGAGAUAUUACAGAUCCAAUGGCUCCCUCCCACAAUCCACCCCCACCUCAUUGCCUCCAUCGGAACUGAUGGACGCUUCAAGCUCUGGGUGGAAGACCCUACACUUCCCCCCUCCAAAGGCCGCCGCUUCAACUCUCACAGCAACAAACCAGUCUACGAACUACGCUCCCAGUCCCGCGCCCCCUACCUCUCCUUUGCCAUAACACACAACCCCGAGACCAGGCACACUUAUCUCGCACUCAUCGAUCGUAACGCCGUACUGACAGUCUACGAGAACGACGAGCCCGAGAACCUAGAAAGCUGGAACGAUUUAGAUCGUGUAAAUGUGUGUGAGAAGCCAGCUAGGGGCGAAGAGGUCAGUUUCAAAGUGGCAUUCGAUCCGAAUCUGGAACCAUGUUAUAUGGGGAUUCGGCAGGGUGUGGCGAGGGAUGCGUUGGGCGUAAUAGUGGCUAGUAUGAACCGCGCCAGUAUCUGGCGGACGAAGGAGAUCAGCCACAACGUCAGUCUUGGCUCUUCGACAACGAAAGAGUUCUAUCUCGCUGCGGAACUGAAGGGCCAUAAAGGACUCGUGAGGGACGUGGCGUGGGCACCGGGCAAUAUCCGCGGCUUCGACAUAGUCGCUACAGCUUGCAAAGAUGGGUUCAUCCGUGUGUUCCAGGUCACGACUCCGGGUAAGGGCGGCCGAUCGUCAACAUCUUCCUUGCUGCGCAGUAGAGAUUUCUCGAAAACCCCAGAGAAGGUCGUCGUACAGCAGCGGUCAGCAGAGAACGGUAGCGGGUCUCGGGUAACGCCCAGCGGGAUUGGCGCUGGACUACAGUAUACGCGACCGAGGAAUCCGGAUGGCGCGCAGGUCAGGGAGGGUGAGGUGCUCCACGUUGCUAAAGAGGUCUCGAGGUUGGAGGCAAAUCGGAAUCCCGUUUGGAGGGUUGAGUUCGAUGCUGAUGGGCAGCUGUUGGGGAGUACGGGUGAUGAUGGGAAGCUGAUGUUAUGGAGGAGGGAACCGAGUGGGGUUUGGAGUAAGAGUUCAGAGUUGGCGAUGACAAGGACUGCUGUUUCUUGAGAGAGGGAUAAUAGCCGGUUCCCCUCCUCAACCUUCGAGGACUCAGGUAGAGUCGGUGAAAGCAAGUGUCACGGGAAAGUAAGUGUCACGCUACGAUUAAAAACCUUAAUAACUUUACAAGUACUUCUGUUAUAAUAAUAAAAAUUAGUUUUAUGAAAAGCCCUACUUUUAAACUUUAA